Aspergillus fijiensis CBS 313.89 is the source of this 830-nucleotide messenger RNA. Its product is annotated as GFA family protein. Lineage: Eukaryota; Fungi; Ascomycota; Eurotiomycetes; Eurotiales; Aspergillaceae. Bases 275 to 790 code for a protein of 171 amino acids. The transcript is spliced from 2 exons. Gene Ontology annotation, molecular function: carbon-sulfur lyase activity. The record is from RefSeq and is a predicted model, not a curated record.
CUAGUCAUCCCAUCAAUCACGUUAAAAAGCUGAAGCUGUCAUCCUGCAUAGCACAGUCUGAUAAUGCUUAGAAAUACAGUCAAGUUGUAAGCACUGUGUUUUGUCAUGCAGCUCCAACACAAAUGGAUGAAGGGGUUUGUGGCAGCAGUGCUGUUCUCCGGAUUAUAUAAACUAUGGCCGAAACUUCCAGGCACUGCAACAAUGGAGGGUCUGACAGCAUUCGAAUCACCCAGAGGCGAUUAACAUCAAAAAAAAUAAUACGUUCGAAUAAUCGAUGGACGCAUCAACUACUGGCGAAGCCAAAUCGCACUUCCCAAUUGUCGGAAGUGAUGGGUGGUCCACCGCGGACGAAGCAACCGCAACCUGCUUCUGCGGCGCCGUGCAAUUGUCUUUUCCAACCCACGGUCCCGGAUUCGUGGUCUCGUUUAUCUGCAACUGCACCGACUGCCACAAAAUCACGGCCUCGAUGCACUCGACCGGCUUCAUCGUCCACGACACCCACCUGAAACAUUUGCGCGGGCAGGCGGUCCUGAAGACAUACACGCAGCCUAAAUCCCCCGGGAGCGAAACGACGGUGACCAACCAUUUUUGUUCCACGUGCGGAUCGCUCAUGUAUCGCGUCAGUGCGGCUUAUCCGGGCAUGAGUGCGCUACGGGUUGGGACGGUGGACGGAUUUUCUUUGCACGAAACGAGGUUGCGGCCGACGGUGGAGUUGUUUACCAGGGACCGCGUAGCGUGGAAGCCUCCUACCGCUGGGGUGGAGCAGUUUGUGGCCGAUGGGUUGCAUUAGACAGAGUGGAUGUACAGUAAAGUAAUCUAUGCAAUUGAAU